Trypanosoma rangeli is the source of this 585-nucleotide messenger RNA. Its product is annotated as trans-sialidase. The annotation marks the transcript as partial. The transcript has a single exon. Lineage: Eukaryota; Euglenozoa; Kinetoplastea; Trypanosomatida; Trypanosomatidae. The record is from RefSeq and is a predicted model, not a curated record.
CGCGUUUUGAGUGACGCUCAGAUCAAGAAUAUUAAAAGCGGCAAUGUCACUCUUCCACCCCCUGAUACAGAAGAUGAAAUCGAAGAGCAUCAAAGUUCCCCGGCAAGCACUGAUAAUGAGGGUCCUGCUUCCAGGACGCAGCCGCCCAGCGACGUUGUCAAGGAUGCUGAACCGACGGAAGUGGAUACCGCGCCACAAGAAAGCGCCCUUGAGGUGCUGGCACCUGCGGUGCAACUACCACAACCGGGUGCACAACUCGAUGCACCGUCAGGUGGCUCCGGAACGGAAGGCGAUGAGGCCACUGCUGGCAACAAAGUCGAUGCGCAGCCCCACAAUGCAGGACCGAUGCGGGACGAUGUGCAAAAUGCGGGCAACACUAGCAGCAAUGCUGAACCGACGGAAGUGGAUACCGCGCCACAAGAAAACGCCCUUGAGGUGCUGGCGCCUGCGGUGCAACUACCACGACUGGGCGCGGACAUGGGGUUGAAGCUCAACAAAAGUGCUGACGGCGCUGUGCGUGGGCGUAUGCCUCAAGUUGUGCUGCUCGUCCUGCUGGGGCUGUGUGGCGUCGUAGCAGUCUUUUGA